Cercospora beticola is the source of this 1041-nucleotide messenger RNA. RefSeq lists its product as uncharacterized. NCBI's taxonomy places the organism in Eukaryota, Fungi, Ascomycota, Dothideomycetes, Mycosphaerellales, Mycosphaerellaceae. The record is from RefSeq and is a predicted model, not a curated record.
AUGACCACAACAGGCGGUGCCACUUCAGCUCCACCUCAAAACAAGCACAUUACCGUAUCAGAUCCGUGGGUCUCCCGAUUCAACGACUCUGCACUCCUACGGGUUGGCGAUGGUCCAGCAGGCUCUGAGCGGAUCAGUCUGGUCGACCACGAAGUAUAUGGUGACCCACGCCACCCAAUUCGCUUCCGAAUUGGAAACGGCGGCGCUGGGUAUACAGGUGUCCUGAAAGUACUGGCCGAAGCGUUCAUAUUAGAGACCGGAAAUCAAAUCCGCAUUGGUUGGGUAUCGAAUCACUCACGACAUACCCAAAUCGCUUUGCUGGCGGACGUGGCACAAGUUGCUUUGACUUACGAACCAGAGAACGAGGAUACCGCCAUCAAAGAGGGGUGGACGAGACGAGUGGGAAGAGCUUUCAAUGAUCAUUUUAUGCUUGUUGGGCCAGCGGAUAUACGACUGGAAGCAAGGACGAUCGGCGAUGCGCUCAAGGAGAUUGCUUUGAGCAAUACUGGCGAACAUACUAAAGCGGCACAUACCACAGGCCUGCUAUUCCACAGUCGCGGCGACGGAUCAGCGACCUUUGCGAAAGAGACCCGACUCUGGCAAGCAGCUGGAGUCGAUACAUCGCGUGCCGAGCAGAGUUGGCUCCGGAUCGAUCCUUUGACACCAUACGAAGCUCUUGUCAAGGCGGAAAGGGAGCAGGCAUUUCUCAUCACAGACCGCGCUACAUUCCUAACAGCACGGCAGGACAAUGUCAUCCCGAGACUGGAAGCUCAUAUUGAAGGAGGAAAUGAGCUGCUGAAUCCGUGCUCAGUACUUGUGCGUAGCCAGAGUACGGGCGUCUCUACCGAGGAAACUUCACGAUAUAGUGCCGCUGUGCAGUUCGCCGAAUGGCUCAUUGGCCCAAAGGCGCAGGAGAUCAUUCGAGAAUAUGGACGAGGAUGGAAGGCCGGCCAUGCCCUGUUCACCGUCGCUACGAAGGAUGACUUUGACGAAGAUGAUCGACUGUGUCGGGGUCAAAGGGUAAGGGGAAGUCGGUUGUGA